AUGGCGCAGAUGGGGGGGUCUAGGGUGACGGGGGAGAGACAGGUGUGCAGGCCGCCGUGUCUGUCGAUGUCGAUGGAUCGUGUGGAGGCGGGGGUGGUGGAUUUGAGCGAGGAGUCCGCGUCGUUUUUGGCGGGCGAGGCGUGGGGCGCGGGGUCGUCGGUGGAUGGGGGUGAGGCCAGCGGCGAGUUGGCGGGACCGGAGGCCGCGGACGAGUCGAGGCAGCAAUCGGACGAGUUGGCGGCGUCGAGGCAGCAGUCGGACGAGUUGGCGGUGUCGAGGCGACAGUCGGACGAGUUGACGGCGUCGAGGCGACAGUCGGACGAGUUGACGGCGUCGAGGCAGCAGUCGGACGAGUUGACGGCGUCGAGGCAGCAGUCGGACGAGUCGGCGGCGUCGAGGCAGCAGUUGUACGAGAUGUCGGACUCGAUUGAUUCUUCGAAGGUGUUCGUGAGCGUCGAGCAGCUGAAAUGGGUCGCCUCGGCGGACAACAAGGAGGCGCCGAUUCCACGCGCUGGGAUUCGGUUGUUGAAGGGAUACGACCACAUCAUGGUGGACGAGCACUUGACGGACCGUCAGAUACAAGUUGGUCCGACGACGAUCAAGUUGAUCCGGUUGGUGUGGGAGAGUCAGCCGCAGAAUGUGAUCAUCAUCAAGAAGCGGAACGAGCCGGAGAUCACGGAGUUGUUGCGAGAGAUGGCGACCUGGUUGAAGCAGGAGAAGAACAUCAACGUGAUGGUGGAGGUGGACGUGUUGCAAGAAAUUCCGUAUUUGGAGAGUUUCGACGAGUCGGACAUACAGCACCUGGCGCAGAAGAUCGACCUGGUGAUUUGCCUGGGAGGGGACGGGACGGUGCUGCACGUGAACUACCUGUUCCAGACGGCGAUUCCGCCGGUGAUGGCGUUCAACUUGGGGUCGCUCGGGUUUUUGACGCCGUACAGGACCAAGAACUACAAGAGGGCGAUUUCUUCGGUGCUGAAGGAGUGCUACUUGACGCUGCGGUCGCGUCUGUUUUGCAUCGUGUCGCGUCAAAAGGACGAGGGGGAGAUCGUGGAGCGCCACACGGUUCUGAACGAGGUGGUGAUCGAGAGGGGGAAUUCCCCGUACCUGUCGAAUUUGGAGUGCUACUGCGACGGGCACCGCGUGACGACGAUUCAGGCGGACGGGAUCAUCAUUUCUACGACGACGGGGUCGACGGCGUACAGUUUGGCGGCUGGGGGGAGCAUGGUGCACCCGCAGGUGCCGGCGAUCAUUUUCACGCCGAUUUGCCCGCACUCGCUGUCUUUUCGGCCGCUGCUGUUUCCGGACUCGGUGGAGAUCAAGGUGCAGUUGCCGAACGACAGCCGGUCGAGCGCGUGGGCGUCGUUCGACGGGCGUUGUCGGACCGAGCUGGAGAGGGGCGAUUACAUCAUCAUUCGGAUUUCUAAGUGGCCGUUCGUGUGGGUGAACAAGAGCGACACGGUGGGGGACUGGUUCAAGAGCUUGGCGGAGUGCCUGCACUGGAACACGAGGCAGAAGCAGAAGCCGAUUUAUUAG
This is a messenger RNA of Schistocerca gregaria, 1533 nucleotides long. RefSeq names its product NAD kinase-like. The coding region runs from base 1 to 1533 and encodes 510 amino acids. Gene Ontology annotation, molecular function: NAD+ kinase activity. Gene Ontology annotation, biological process: NADP+ biosynthetic process; NAD+ metabolic process. The transcript is spliced from 2 exons. Lineage: Eukaryota; Metazoa; Arthropoda; Insecta; Orthoptera; Acrididae. The record is from RefSeq and is a predicted model, not a curated record.